UCAUCCGAUCAUCACAGAUUACAAAUGGCUGAUUAAACUCAUCCUCAAUGCCUCGAAGAAUACCGUGGUGUGACUAAAAGAGGUUUUCUCUCUAUCAAAAGGAACCAUCGGUCGACAACAGACGGCAGGAUGAUGCACAGGCGGGGGGGAAAGCGGAUUCGGAUGGAUGAUCCCGUCCCUCCGGAGUACGAGGCUCCCAUGACCCCCAUGACUCCGAUGACCCCAAUGACACCUUUGCACGAAACUGCCAGUAAUGAACUUCAGGAAUCUUAUUCAUCGUAUGCAUCAUACCAAGCGCCACAAACUCCUAUACACAACCCCACCCCCGAACAUUACUCGCCGGACAGCUACAGCUCACCAGGUACCUCACAUCAACAGCAACAACAGUAUGUGGAACAAACGACUAGUUUUGAACCAGCUGCACAGUUUGAGCAGCCAAUGACACCUCUGGCACCAGCUAACAUGAGGAUCACAAGGAAUACACGCGCCAGAUUACGUGGUAGCACAGUUCAACAGCCAAAAUAUAAAGAAAUUGAUACGGACUUUAUACCCACUGUCGCCCCUAGAGGUCGUGGUGGAGGUGGACGAGGUCGUGGUCGACGGGUUCCACAUUCUAACAAUCUUGAAGACGAAGCCAGUCUUUACUACAUUAUCAAAAACAAUCGUUCUUCCCUUACCACUAUAGUUGACGACUGGAUUGAGAAGUACAAAAUCGAUAGAGGAAAUGCCCUCCUCAUGCUUAUGCAAUUUUUUAUUAAUGCGAGUGGCUGUAAAGGACGUAUUACAUCCGAAAUGCAGACUACUAUGGAGCAUGUAGCUAUAAUUCGUAAAAUGACGGAAGAAUUUGAUGAGGAAAGUGGAGAGUAUCCAUUGAUCUUGCCUGGACAGCAAUGGAAGAAGUUCCGAUCAAAUUUUUGUGAAUUUGUUCAAAUUCUGGUUCGCCAAUGCCAAUAUUCCAUAAUCUACGACCAAUUCCUUAUGGACAAUGUUAUUUCUUUGCUUACUGGGUUGUCAGAUUCCCAAGUCAGAGCUUUCAGACACACUGCAACCUUAGCUGCAAUGAAGCUCAUGACUGCCCUUGUAGACGUUGCUCUAACUGUAUCGAUAAAUCUCGACAAUACACAGCGUCAGUAUGAAGCCGAAAGGCAGAAGGCAAGAGAAAAGCGAGCAGCUGACAGAUUGGAGUCACUAAUGGCGAAAAGAAAGGAACUUGAAGAAAACAUGGAUGAGAUUAAGAACAUGCUGACAUACAUGUUUAAGUCUGUGUUCGUUCAUCGUUACCGAGAUACUUUACCAGAGAUUCGAGCGCAUUGUAUGGCUGAAAUUGGUGUAUGGAUGAAAAAAUUUCACCAGAACUUUCUUGAUGAUUCGUAUUUGAAAUACAUAGGAUGGACGCUACACGAUAAAGUUGGCGAAGUUAGACUCAAGUGUUUGCAAGCGUUGCAGCCGUUGUAUGCCUCGGAAGAAUUGAAACUCAAACUGGAGCUAUUUACUAGCAAAUUCAAGGAUCGAAUUGUUGCAAUGACGUUGGACAAAGAGUACGAUGUUGCGGUCCAAGCAGUGAAGCUUGUUAUAUCUAUAUUGAAACAUCACAGAGAAAUAUUGACAGACAAGGACUGUGAGCAUGUCUAUGAGCUGGUUUACUCAUCGCAUAGAGCUGUCGCGCAGGCUGCUGGAGAAUUCCUCAACGAACGACUCUUUGUACCGGACGAAGAAGCAGUCGCAGGUGUAAAGACGAAACGGGGUAAAAAAAGACUUCCAAACACACCCCUGAUCAGAGAUCUCGUUCUAUUUUUCAUUGAAUCUGAGCUCCACGAACAUGGCGCGUAUCUAGUCGACUCGUUGAUCGAGACUAACCAAAUGAUGAAAGACUGGGAAUGCAUGACUGAUUUAUUGCUUGAGGAAGCAGGACCGGAGGAAGAAGCACUUGAUAAUCAGAAAGAAACUUCUCUGAUCGAGUUGAUGGUUUGUUGCAUAAAACAAGCUGCCACAGGUGAAGCACCGGUUGGCAGGGGUCCAACGCGUAAGAAUAUGUCCGCAAAAGAAUUGAAACAGGUUCAAGAUGACAAGCAACGACUUACGGAACACUUUAUUCAGACUUUACCUUUGCUCUUGGAUAAAUAUAGAGCCGACCCAGAAAAAUUAGCAAAUUUACUUGCGAUACCUCAAUACUUUGAUCUCGACAUAUACACUAAAUCAAGACAGGAGCAAAACCUUGAGUCACUGUUGAAAAAAAUUCACACCAUUGUUGAGAAAAUAAAUGACACCGAAGUGUUGGACACAGCAGCCAAAACUUUGGAACAUAUGUGCAUCGAGCGUCAUGCAAUAUACACUAGCUGUGACCUGGCCCGAUCAACCUUGAUCGACAUGAUAGUGAACAAAUAUAAAGAGGCUAUCGACGAAUACAGAUCAUUGAUAGAGGGAGGAGACGUUCCAAAUGAAGAUGAAAUAUUUGAGACUAUUCAAUCCCUCAAAAAAGUAGCGAUAUUCUACAGUUGUCAUAAUAUGAAUCCAUGGGGGAUUUGGGACUCAUUGUACAAAGAUAUUGAAGGUGCAAGGGAUCCUGCAAGGUGUUUACCGCACGAAGCAGUAAAAUAUUGUAUCAGUGCUUGCUUUUUCGCAAUUUUGUGGGGACAAAAUCAUCUAUUAGAAGCAGUUGACUCGGGAAGCAAACGAGGGGAAGACGAAUGCUGCGAAUUGAAGAAACGUUUACACAUUCUGAUGGAUCAGAUGUGUUAUUUGGUUGGGGGCGAUGGCAAUGCAGUGGUUGUACCCCCAAUUCUGAGAGAAGAAGCUUACAAUUCAAUUUGCGACUUGUUGGUUAUGUUUUGUAACCAAUUGAGCACGCAUCAUAAUCCUUUGAUGCAUCAUUUGGUUUAUGAAACUGAUCAGAAUAUGCAGAACAUGUUGAAUAAAUUCAUACAAGAGUAUGUUUUCUGUGAGGAGGAGGAUGAUGAACACGACGAACACUCAAAGAUUGAAGAAUUACAUAAAAGGAGAAAUUUUUUGGCUGGAUACUGUAAACUGAUCGUUUAUAAUAUGAUGCCCACAAAAGCUGCUGCUGACGUUUUUAAGCAUUAUGUCAAGUACUACAAUGAUUAUGGUGAUAUAAUAAAAACUACUCUCGGCAAGGCAAGGGAUAUAAAUAAAACAAAUUGUGCUCUAACAAUGCAGCACAGUUUGAACAUUCUCUACAAUGAAAUAGUCGCAGAAAAAGGAAAAGUAAGCAGAAACAGCGAAGAGUUUACUGCUAUAAAGGAAUUAGCUAAGCGGUUUGCCUUGUCUUUUGGCUUGGAUGCAGUGAAAAACCGUGAUGCAAUUGCAGCUCUACACAGAGCGGGUGUUUUAUUUGCUAUAACACCUCCAGACGGAGUAGAAUUGGACCCAACUGGACCUCCUCCCAAUCUGGCUUUCUUAGAAAUAUUGUCUGAAUUUACAAAUAAACUUCUGAAGCAAGACAAACGCGUUGUGUUGAACUUUCUCGACAAGCGAUUACAAGCUGGCAUGCCAUCAUCGAGAGGAGAGGAUUGGCAACCAUUGUUAUUGUACAGAAAUAGCUUAUUACAUGGUGAAACUGAUCAAGUUCCAGUCACAAGUAAACGUGCCUACACAAGACGCAAGAAAGAUCUCCUCGCUGAAGAAGAGGAAGCUGACGAGGCUGACGACAAUUCCGACCACGAGUUCAUGGGCAAAUUCAAGAAGAAACGUGGCCCUCGGAAAAAUCAGCUAUCAGUGAACAAGACAUCGAUGCCGAAAUCGAGCAGAUCAUCAACUCUUUACGAUAGUAGCAACGAAUCACCAGCGCAGCCAAUGUCUCCUUCGUGUGGACUCAACAUAGACGACGUGUCGAGUAUUCCAUCGCACGAAAUUGAUGGAAGACUAAAGUCACUCCAAAUCCAGUCUAAGUCAAGACGUAGUGUAGACAUAUCAGGGCCAAGAGAAUUACGCAGAACUGCAAGAAACUCCGGAAGAUAUAUCGAAGGGCAAUAUAUGGAAUCUGAUUCCGAAUGAGCUUCUAUCAGGAAAGCAAGAAUAUCAGAUAUAAGCUCUGCAGUUUUAAACAGAUGCAUAUAUUUUUUCAUAAUUGCGUUGUAGCUGAUCGUCAUCUAAGAGAUGUGAUGAUGGGGCCAAAUAGCGCAAUAAUAAUUAUAUUAAUGUUAAUCAAAAUAAUUCAUUGUUGAUUUCGCCAUGUUUUAUACCGUAAGUUAAAAUUUUCGUUGAAGAAAGUUUUACUAGGAAUGAAAAAAAAUUUCUUUUUCAUUUGUUCAUUAUUCACAAAGAAUUUUUUAUUAAUAUAAUAUUAUAGUAAAAUCUGUGAUCUCGGUAGUCUCUGUGUUAUUAAAAUUAAGAAACAAUGAAGCUAAUGCGGCGAAUAAUAUAUGAAACACAGAGUCGUCGUUUUCAAUGAAAAUAAUUUGGUUUCCGCAUAGUGUAAGAUACAUUAUGUACGUUUUUACUCAUCUGAUUUCAUCAAAUUCGUGUUUGAAAAUUUGAUACUCAAAGAAUAUUUUUAAUUUCGUUAAUAUCCUGGAUAAUUUUAACUGUACAAAUGCAGAAAUUUAUUGUUACAGUUAUUGGCCCAGCUAGUUUUCGAAUCUAUUUGAAAUUUCAUUUUUCCAUUUCUUGGUCGUAGUGUAGUAUGACAACUCUGGGUCGUUUUUGUUCUACCUUCUUCUUAUUUUUAUUUAAAAUAAAAUAAAAUGGAUACACAAAAAACUGAUUAAACGAAUAAAUAAAUAUUGAUAUUUUAUACCCAGAA
Molecule: messenger RNA, 4759 nt
Organism: Neodiprion virginianus
Lineage: Eukaryota; Metazoa; Arthropoda; Insecta; Hymenoptera; Diprionidae
Gene: SA1
Product: cohesin subunit SA-1
Exons: 20
Coding region: 130-4011 (1293 amino acids)
Biological process (GO): sister chromatid cohesion
Cellular component (GO): nucleus; cohesin complex; chromatin
Molecular function (GO): chromatin binding
Source: RefSeq, a predicted model, not a curated record